This is a messenger RNA of Sphaerulina musiva SO2202, 2786 nucleotides long. Its product is annotated as casein kinase I isoform delta. The coding region runs from base 828 to 1889 and encodes 353 amino acids. Gene Ontology annotation, biological process: signal transduction; peptidyl-serine phosphorylation; endocytosis. The record is from RefSeq and is a predicted model, not a curated record. Gene Ontology annotation, cellular component: cytoplasm; nucleus. Lineage: Eukaryota; Fungi; Ascomycota; Dothideomycetes; Mycosphaerellales; Mycosphaerellaceae. Gene Ontology annotation, molecular function: protein serine/threonine kinase activity; ATP binding. The transcript is spliced from 6 exons.
ACCUUCGCCAGCUACUUUGUUUGCCUGGGCCACAGACAGCCUUCCGAGCGCUGUGUCUGCCUCUCUCUACUCUCUGCCCGCUCAUAUCGGCCUCCACGUCGCACGCCCUCCCACACCACAGACGAUCGAAAGAGCCGUCUUUGCCGACACAUCAGCACCGCACCGACCGUGUUGUACGAUAGCCCAACUGUCAACAAAUUCACCUCUCUCUCGCUCUAUUUCAGGAAGCUGCCAGGAGGUAGUUCGAGACAGGUCUAUUCUGCCUAAGGUAUGCACACCACUGGAGCCUGACACAAACGGUGCCGGCACAGACAAUCAGCACAGCACGAGCGCAGUGGUCAAUCAGUCCGUCCCAGAGUCAGUCCGUCAGGCCGUCAGUCAGGCCGUCUGUCAGUCAGUCACCCGACUCGUCCACUCUCGGGAUCAGCCUGCUACCAUCUGACUCUCUCGCAUCCCUCAUCACUUGCACCCCUUCAAUUCCCUCACUCUUCACUCCCGCACGCACGCACGCACGCACGGCCGGGCACGCGCCGUUCACGUUUGUGCAGCACAACACAACCUCACCGACCAGCAAUCCUUUGUUCUCACCGACUGCUGCCCGAUUGACGUUCGUGCCUGCCUCUGCCAUUGUGCACCUCCCCUCCGCGCCCGACUCCCCGCAGAAGGCACGAAGAAGCAACACACCAACGACACACACACACCCCCUCUCCCCGACGACCGCCGCGUCGACUGGUCUCCGGUGGACACACUGAGCAACGCCCACCGAUCCUCCUCCCACCACACCCCAACACCACCACAAAACCCUCAUCUCGAGGUCACACAACACCAUGACGACAAUGGAUCUCCGUGUGGGGAACAAGUACAGAAUCGGCCGCAAGAUCGGUAGCGGGUCUUUCGGCGACAUCUACCUGGGCACCAACAUCAUCUCCGGCGAGGAGAUUGCUAUCAAGCUUGAGUCCGUCAAGGCGAAGCACCCACAAUUGGAGUAUGAGGCUCGCGUGUACAAGUCGCUGGCUGGUGGUGUCGGUAUCCCUUUCGUGAGAUGGUUCGGAACAGAAUGCGACUACAAUGCCAUGGUCCUCGACCUGCUCGGACCCUCCCUCGAGGACCUCUUCAACUUCUGCAACCGCAAGUUCUCCUUGAAGACUGUCCUGCUCCUCGCCGAUCAGCUCAUCUCCCGCAUCGAGUACAUCCACGCCAAGAGCUUCAUCCACCGCGACAUCAAGCCCGACAACUUCCUCAUGGGCAUCGGCAAGCGCGGCAACCAAGUCAACGUGAUUGAUUUCGGUCUCGCCAAGAAGUACCGCGACCCGAAGACUCACUUCCAUAUCCCGUACAGAGAGAACAAGAACUUGACUGGUACCGCCCGUUACGCCUCCAUCAACACCCACCUGGGAGUCGAACAAUCCCGACGCGACGAUAUGGAGUCCCUCGGCUAUGUGAUGCUCUAUUUCUGCCGUGGUUCUCUCCCAUGGCAAGGUCUUAAGGCGGCGACCAAGAAGCAGAAGUAUGACCGCAUCAUGGAGAAGAAGAUGACCACUCCCACUGAGGUCCUCUGCCGCGGCUUCCCCAACGAAUUCGCCAUCUACCUCAACUACACCCGCAGCCUGCGCUUCGACGACAAGCCAGACUACUCCUACCUCCGCAAGAUCUUCCGCGACCUCUUCGUCCGUGAGGGCUUCCAGUACGACUACGUCUUUGACUGGACUGUCUACAAGUACCAGAAGAAUGCACAGGCUAUUGCUCAGGCGGCGGGCAACCAGAAUGCUGCCGAUGACACCGAGGAGAAGCCUGGCCGUAGGACUGGAGCAGCCACUCGCGGUACUACCGGCCAGCUCUCAAAGGAUCGCUCUGGCGCUGUUCCACCGAGAGAGGGUACCGGAAUGUGAGUGCCUAUGUACACAUGACCUGCCUUCGAAUCUCCGUCUUGCAACUUCGUAGCGCGAACAAGCGUGGCGCUGCCGACCAGUCCGGAUAUAACAAUUACUGAAUGGCUCUGGAUUCGAGGGCAGGGCUGCCUCACAAUUUCAACUCUGCAACAUCGUAGCUGACAUCAGCACCGAAUGUUUCAUGCUCUGGAUCUGGACAUGGUCUCGGUCCGAGCAACACUUUCUUAUUGGUAUUUGGCACUAGUACAUGGCUGUCUGGUCAUCUCGCUUCUCGCAUGGUACCGCACAAUCAGGGUGGCUCACCCCACCAUCGAUUGUGCUUUCGAUCAUGCACAUCAGGAGAAGCGAACACAGAUGACGUGCAACAUUUCAACUUGCAGCAUGCAGUCUACUGGCAGUGUCACUCGGCAGGGCUUUCAGCAAUGACCUUCGAAAUGAAGCGUAACCAAGCUGGAUUCACCUGCAGGCGCCGCGCCGCCACCACUCAACAUUUCCUACUGUCUUCGACUUUGGUUCUCGAUAAAACACCACCAAACAACACAAAAAAAAACUACAACUACAACUACACGAUUUCUUAUGGCGUUUCUUUGCUACUCUGGACCUUCUUACCUGUUAUGGGCUAUGUUAUUCAAUCGACUGAUGCGUGGAAGAAAGUAAUGGCGGCAAGUGUAUAGGGUACGCGUGGGGAGGUAAUGCGAACAAACCGGGGACGAGGGGGAUUUCUGUGCAUUCAUCGCCGUGAGGCAGCACGUCGGGUCUAUGAGGCCCAAUGGAGCGAUCGAGGAACGAAGAUGGCAUGCACAGAGAGAGAUUGUGUGAGCGAUGAAUGUUGGUCUUCUGUUUUGCUUUGAACAUGCAUGGUAGGGCGCGCGUUUGCGACGCCUUGGCGAUCCCCCC